GUCAACUAUCCAUUUUAUGAAUGUGUCGCAUCGUUCUGAGUACAUCGAAAGAACAUUCAACACUACCAACACAAGUGAAAUGAAUCAGCUAUGCAAUAUUUUGCGUGCUACAAUCAUCGUUCCGUUUUCUGCUGGUUUGAUAAAGGAACGACGGAAUGGAGGAUUUUCGAUACAUGACGGCAGUAUUGCAGGGAUAGUUUUACUGACCACAGCUAUGAUCAUCAUAUUUGAAACAAUAGUUGUACUACCAGUGCAUCAGUCUAGAUUGUUGAUGAUAGGACUUGCAGGUCUGGCGUUGAUCUGUCUAGUGAUGUGCAGUGUUGCAGCUCGGUGCCGUUCUAAUUGGGUCGAAAUAAAAACUGUAAAACCUAGCGAUCAAAUGAAACUGAAGUUUCUGUGGUUGUUUUGUAUCGGGAAUAUUAUAUAUCAAGCAAUGCAACUAGCUAUGCAUCUCGUUUGCAAGAUAUACGACUUCCAAGUCACACUAUUUUGGGCGUUCACCUGGGCAUUUCAGUUAUUCCAAACCGUUUUCAUUCACUAUUUUUCUAGAUAUGAAUUUGCCAAUGUUUUGUGUUUGUAUUACGGUUUAUUGGUGUUAUUUGUGACAAAUAUUUCAAUGUGGUCACAACAAACUUUCUAUACAUACAGAAUUAGUCAUGAUAUAAAUAUUAGCUAUCUCAUCAAUAGCACGGUCUCAAACUGUUUAUACGAUGAUGGACUUUCUGAGGCAGUAGUAUAUUUGACUCCGUAUCUGCAACCAGUAUUACUAGAAUACUCUCUUCUAAGUUUGAUAUUUCUUUCCGAAAUGUGGCCAAAAAAGAAGGUUGAACUUGAAAAACUCAACAUUUAUCUUGCAAGAGAUGCAGAUGAUGAAAAUCACACAUUAUUGGUACAAAAUGAAGACCUUGACAGUGAACAACAUCCACUUCUGCCGCGCUGUAGUGUCUGGCAUAAAAAUUCAGUACGUGUCCUGGUAAUAGGUUUAUUGCAUAACUUUUCAUUUCUGCUAUUACAAUGUAUUUACAUUUAUGGACCGCGGGAAAAAAUGACAGAUUACAGGACAUAUUCUAACAUUCUCUUCUUUUGUGCUAACUUUGUUCGAACGCCACUUAUAAUCAAGUGUUUCUAUGCAUUGAACGGACAAAUAUGGCCAAAACAGGAAACUAAUAGUGGGAUGAGCCUAGAUCAGUUUGUUAUAAUAACAAGUUCUUUUGCAACUUGUGGAUAUUAUAUUUCAGAUUGUUACAGUGUUGUAUAUCCAAAUUCAAAACCAUUAGAAGUCCUGUUUCGAAUCAAUGCUGUCCUCCGUAUUUUUGCAACACUAUUUCAAACUUUAUUCAUUUUGCAAAUGAAACACUACAAAAAGAUAGGAAACCAAAAGCCUUUUUGUUCAGUUCAAAAUACUUUUUUGUUUGUGUCCUUGGUAAAUCUUGGAAUAUGGAUGUCCUACACGUUUGUUAAUCCCAGAUACCGUUUGAUACAAUCUAGUUUUGUAUUGGAAAGUUUUUGGUUUCCAUUUGUAAUUUUCUAUCAUUUUGAAUGUUUCGUCGCAUUUUACAAGUUUUUUCGAGCGUAAAGGAAAUUUCGUAUGAAUUUUUAAUGACAACAAUCGUACAUGAAUUGAACAUUUCAUUGUCGUUAUUAUAUUACCAAAUUCUAUGUUAAUUAUAAAAUUGUAUAAGCAUUCGUUUCGUAGUUUUUCUUUACAGUUAAAAGGACACAAUGCAAUUAAUCUGUAAAUAUAAUACAAAGAGCAUUACAAUAAGUAAGGAUGUCACAUGAAAUGUCAUUAUGACUUCGUAUAACAUAUACGUUCUGGAUUUUUAUAUUAAUAUUUUCAAUUUCAUUACGUUCCUACCAACAAAAUGAGCACAAAGAAACUAUAACUAGAUGAAUUUCAAGGGUUUGUCUAUAGUAACAUGCUUACUUCGUUUCAUUGGUACUUGCGCUCGAUAGUAACACUUUUUAACGUAUAACCCUAUUUUUAUCGUCUUUUUACCUUAAAAUUACGGAAAUGAUUGAAGCAGUUUAAUUAAAAUGACAUUUUUUGGCACAUAUCGGUGAUUUAUUUUCUGCAUUGAUAUCGAUUUUUGGCUCAAAUAUGAAACUCUGAAAAAUCACCUCUUUGUGGUUUUUAUAU
Molecule: messenger RNA, 2140 nt
Organism: Mytilus trossulus (common blue mussel)
Lineage: Eukaryota; Metazoa; Mollusca; Bivalvia; Mytilida; Mytilidae
Exons: 2
Coding region: 17-1576 (519 amino acids)
Biological process (GO): proton transmembrane transport
Cellular component (GO): membrane
Molecular function (GO): proton channel activity
Source: RefSeq, a predicted model, not a curated record